UUUUAUUUGACUUCUUGAACUGUCUGAUGCCAAUGACAGAAAAAUUCAGUGCAAGCUAAUUCUUAUAUUCUUCUACAAAUUAUAUGGCACUAAAGUACUGCAAAAGGAAACUAAAAAUAAUGGGAAAACUUCACUACCUUUCCGUGUUUAUAGUGGUGGUCAUCUUUAUGUGUGAAGGUAAAAAACAAUUCAGUGUCUCUAAAACUCUCAGUUACAAGUAUGUCUGUCACAAAUGGAUGAAGAAAAUAGAAAGUCGCACACUUUUAUCGGCUAUAUCAAUACCUGGAACACACCAAAGCAACAGAUACUUAAGAAGUACAACACCAAUGUUCCAAGCAUGGGGAUUGCACAACCAACUGGAUGCAGGUGUGCGUUUUUUUGACAUAUACGUUUCCUCCGACAGCAUCAAGUACGUUAAGACUGGAAACGUCCAGGAAUCAGAGACCCUUACUUAUUUUUUAAAAACUAUGCUGACGUUCCUUGUAAAACAGAAGAAAGAGACACUGUUGCUUAGAGUGACUCCAGAUGAGGGUGCUGUUGCUCAAGUCACAAAAUUGUUAAGCAGUGAUAAAUUUUUAAGACAUCUGUGGAGGGACAAAGACAUUCCAACACUGGGUCAGGUGAGAGGCAAGAUAGUCUUGAUUCAGAGUUCAAAAUUAGAAUUGGGACUCCCUGUUCACGUCACAGAAUUGAAUGUAGACAUGGAAUCAAAAGAAACACAAAUGAGAGAAAAUAUCAAGUUAGCUUCACAGAAGUGUGAGCAGGAGAUGAUGCUUACAUACACUGGAGCUAAUGGAGAAUCAGAGGAGCCAAUUGAAAUUGCAAAAACAGUGAAUAAACAAGUUGAUGAUUAUCUCCUUGAUCUUAAGGGAGACACAGAUAGACCACAUUGUGUCGGUAUAAUUGCUAUGGACUUCCCUGGUCCGAAAGUCAUCCAGACAAUCAUCCAUUUUAAUGGGAAAUUAGGGGAGGGGUCACAGAUUGUAGGUGACUCAGGAAGCAAUGAAGAUGUUGCUCUGCUUGAUUCUGACAUUUUUGAAAGUUUUGAAGAAGAAGAAGCUUCUUCAGCAAAAGAAAAACCUCAGUCCGCAAAGAGUAAAGAAUCUUCAGAAGAAGAAUCUCAGCCCCCGGAAAGUGAAGAAACUUCAGAAGAAGAAUCUAAGCCCACAGAAGGUGGAGAAACUUCAGAAGAAGAAUCUCAGCCCCCGGAAAGUGAAGAAACUUCAGAAGAAGAAUCUAAGCCCGCAGAAGGUGGAGAAACUUCAGAAGAAGAAUCUCAGCCUGCAGAAGGUGGAGAAACUUCAGAAGAAGAAGAAUCUAAGCCCGCAGAAGGUGGAGAAACUUCAGAAGAAGAAUCUCAGCCUGCAGAAGGUGGAGAAACCUCAGAAGAAGAAUCUCAGCCCGCAGAAGGUGGAGAAACUUCAGAAGAAGAAUCUCAGCCCCCAGAAAGUGGAGAAACUUCAGAAGAAGAAUCUCAACCUGCAGAAGGUGGAGAAACCUCAGAAGAAGAAUCUCAGCCCGCAGAAGGGGGAGAGAUCUCAGAAGUAGAAGAAUCUCAGCCCGCAGAAGGUGGAGAAACUUCAGAAGAAGAAUCUCAGCCUGCAGAAGGUGGGGAAACUUCAGAAGAAGAAUCUCAGCCUGCAGAAGGUGGAGAAACUUCAGAAGAAGAAUCUCAGGCUGCAGAAGGUGGAGAAACUUCAGAAGAAGAAUCUCAGCCCUCGGAAAGUAAAGAAACUUCAGAAGAAGAAUCUCAGCCUGCAGAAGGUGGAGAAACUUCAGAAGAAGAAGAAUCUAAGCCCGCAGAAGGUGGAGAAACUUCAGAAGAAGAAUCUCAGCCUGCAGAAGGUGGAGAAACCUCAGAAGAAGAAUCUCAGCCCCCAGAAAGUGGAGAAACUUCAGAAGAAGAAUCUCAACCUGCAGAAGGUGGAGAAACCUCAGAAGAAGAAUCUCAGCCCGCAGAAGGUGGAGAGAUCUCAGAAGUAGAAGAAUCUCAGCCCGCAGAAGGUGGAGAAACUUCAGAAGAAGAAUCUCAGCCUGCAGAAGGUGGAGAAACUUCAGAAGAAGAAUCUCAACCUGCAGAAGGUGGAGAAACCUCAGAAGAAGAAUCUCAGCCCCAGGAAGGUGGAGAAACUUCAGAAGAAGAAUCUCAGCCCACGGAAGGUGGAGAAACUUCAGAAGAAGAAUCUCAACCUGCAGAAGGUGGAGAAACCUCAGAAGAAGAAUCUCAGCCCCAGGAAGGUGGAGAAACUUCAGAAGAAGAAUCUCAGCCCACGGAAGGUGGAGAAACUUCAGAAGAAGAAUCUCAGCCUGCAGAAGAUGGAGAAUCUUCAGAAGAACAAUCUCAGCCUGCAGAAGGUGGAGAAACCUCAGAAGAAGAAUCUCAGCCCGCAGAAGGUGGAGAAACCUCAGAAGAAGAAGAAUCUCAGCCCGCAGAAGGUGGAGAAACUUCAGAAGAAUCUCAGCCCCCGGAAAGUGGAGAAACUUCAGAAGAAGAAUCUCAACCUGCAGAAGGUGGAGAAACCUCAGAAGAAGAAUCUCAGCCCGCAGAAGGUGGAGAAAUCUCAGAAGAAGAAGAAUCUCAGCCCGCAGAAGGUGGAGAAACUUCAGAAGAAGAAUCUCAGCCCCCGGAAAGUGGAGAAACUUCAGAAGAAGAAUCUCAACCUGCAGAAGGUGGAGAAACCUCAGAAGAAGAAUCUCAGCCCGCAGAAGGUGGAGAAACCUCAGAAGAAGAAGAAUCUCAGCCCACGGAAGGUGGAGAAACCUCAGAAGAAGAACAAGAAUCUCACUCUUUGGGUGAGAAACACCAUGCCCAAAGUAGCCAACAUCCCAGAAAAAUUAUUAUUAAGAUAAAUUGCCACAAAGUUCACUCAAGACCCAAACCAUCUCCUUUACUUUAAACAUUUUUAGUGGAAUGAUUCUUAGUGGAACCUCUUUUUAGAGUAAACAAUUACCACUGAAAUAUUGAAUAGUUACAGAUCUUUUUUCUCUAUCUCUGUAAACUACAACACAUACAUAAACACAUCCUGUCAGUCAAAUAAAACAUACAAACAUAAAAUACAUCAUUCAUUAUUUGCAUGUCUAUUACAAAAAGACUGAAACAAUUAGGCAUGUGAGAGGAGACUAGUUGCAAUCUAUGCAACUAACUGUGGUCUGAGUCAGUAUUCACUUAGGGGUUUCCAAAAUGUUAAUGAUUCUGUAAUUGUUGUUUUCUUGACAUUUGCGUUUCUUGAAUCCAAGAUAACAUCAAUAAAAUGUGAAAAUAUGUGGCUGUUGGUGAAGAACUAAUAACCUGGAGUAAUAGUGAGAAUUUAAAAAGCAUCAAGAUUACGCCCUCACUUCUCACUGUCCUGUGCUAUAUAAAGAUAGGGGAAGUGAAAUUAACAAAUGUAGAACAUUAAUGUUUGCUCAAUAACGUUUUUGCCUCUUUCAUUUUAAUUGAAGAAACUCAUUCUUAGAACAAUUUCUUGUAAUGUUUCAAAUCAAUAAAUAUAUAAAUAAGAUAAUGUUAUCGUUAUUAUGCCGAUUUUACGAAUUCAACAGUGUCACACAUAUCAACAGUACAUUAAUAAAAUGCUAAUUAGCAUUAAUAAAACAGGUAGAUUCUUUGCAAGUUAAUCAAAGACCUUUAUCUUCUUAUAAAUAACUAUUGUUAAAAACUAAUGAGAAUAGUUCUGGAUGUUUCAUUAGGCUAUAGUUUCUUUAGAUCAUGGGUUCUGGGUUUUCUAGGAAAUAAAAAGUGGAACUUGAUGUUCUCAUAUGACAUCAGUUCUCAUGACGUGUAAAGCACUUGAUUCUAGCGGAAUUUUUUUUAUUUUAAAACGAGUUAAGAAGGAAAACAUUGACUGUAUUAUCAAGCAUUCAUUUACAAUUAGUGAGUUUAUGACAUAGUGGCAAAAUACAUAUAUUUUUUAUAGAUAUUAAAUUAAUUUAAUUAAUUAUUAAAUUAAAUAAAAACGAGAAA
Messenger RNA from Puntigrus tetrazona (Sumatra barb), 3961 nucleotides. RefSeq names its product retinitis pigmentosa 1-like 1 protein. The record is from RefSeq and is a predicted model, not a curated record. Gene Ontology annotation, molecular function: phosphoric diester hydrolase activity. The transcript is spliced from 3 exons. Gene Ontology annotation, biological process: lipid metabolic process. The coding region runs from base 84 to 2897 and encodes 937 amino acids. Lineage: Eukaryota; Metazoa; Chordata; Actinopteri; Cypriniformes; Cyprinidae.